This is a messenger RNA of Fusarium coffeatum, 441 nucleotides long. RefSeq lists its product as uncharacterized. Gene Ontology annotation, cellular component: nucleolar ribonuclease P complex; ribonuclease MRP complex. Gene Ontology annotation, biological process: intronic box C/D snoRNA processing; nuclear-transcribed mRNA catabolic process, RNase MRP-dependent; tRNA processing. Lineage: Eukaryota; Fungi; Ascomycota; Sordariomycetes; Hypocreales; Nectriaceae. The transcript has a single exon. The record is from RefSeq and is a predicted model, not a curated record. Bases 1 to 441 code for a protein of 146 amino acids. Gene Ontology annotation, molecular function: ribonuclease MRP activity.
AUGACACAAAAUCCAAGCCAGUCAAGCCAAAAGAAUAUCUUUCAACAGAAAGAUCUUGAGAAGUCUCAUGAUAUUCUCACCUGCACAAUCAAGGAACCGCCCUUCUCAUACGCCCACCUAGAGCUUGUGACGGAUCUUCCCAGCAGUUCUUCAUCUGUCGUCCUGGACGAUCUUUCCCUUAAAAGCUACUGCACAACUGCUCUUCGACAAUUCUUAGGAACUACGGGUGUUGCUAUCUCUAUCGAUAUUCUUAAAGUGGAAAACAACCAUGCAUGGGUUCGCAUUCCAAGACUAGACCUCGGUUCUUUCGCUGCAGCGAUCACAGCUUGGAGAGGCACAAGCGACAAUGGCGAGCAAAUAAGCCUUCAACUCCGACAGUGUUCGGACUGGUUAGGCGCCAUGGUUGGGGCUGACGGACAAAAUCGACUUUGGAACGCAUGA